AUAACCAGGAAGUGACUAAAAUCUGUGGGGAGUUGUUGAUUGCUCACAAUUUUAACCGCGGCUGCUACUCUGCACAGAAACUUAAUGAUGGCAGUGGACUGGAUAGGAUUCAGCUAUGCCGCAGCCAUUGCCUUUGGAGGUUUUAUGGGAUACAAAAGAAAAGGGAGUGUCAUGUCCCUGAUGGCUGGUCUGGUGUUUGGUGGACUGUCAGCAUAUGGUGCUUACAACAUCUCUAAUGACCCCAAGGAUAUCAAGAUUUUACUAGUGUCAUCUGGGCUUCUCUCGAUCGUGAUGGGAAUGAGAUACAAGAAAUCACGGAAAUUACUGCCUGCUGGUGUCAUGGCAGGGUUCAGUUUAUUCAUGGUGUUUCGAUUGCUACUUCAUAGCAAUCGAAGCCCUUCGAGACAACUGUUGUUGUGAUUUUGGGCGUUACAAAAAUAAAUGAAUUGAAUUGAAUUGAAUAUCAUCAUAUGACCAGAAAAGGACUUCGGUGAAGGCUAUCUAAUAUGUUCAGACAAUUUUGAUAAAAAGAAACCAUUCCUCCAAAAGCAUUUCCUUGACCUUAAGUAAACCUGAUGACCAAGAGCUGACACAUGCAGUGAAAGCUUUCUAUAGACU
Molecule: messenger RNA, 618 nt
Organism: Periophthalmus magnuspinnatus
Lineage: Eukaryota; Metazoa; Chordata; Actinopteri; Gobiiformes; Gobiidae
Gene: tmem14a
Product: transmembrane protein 14A
Exons: 5
Coding region: 85-420 (111 amino acids)
Biological process (GO): regulation of heme biosynthetic process
Cellular component (GO): mitochondrial membrane
Source: RefSeq, a predicted model, not a curated record